AUGGCAAAUUACGAAAAAAUCGAAUUAAAUAAAGUAAAUAAUAGAUUAGAUGAUGCAGAAGAAUAUAAUUUGACUCUCUUUAAUGUUGGAAAGGAACAUCCUUAUUCAGAAUACGUUAACAAUCUCAAAAUUCCAGUACAACCCAACAAUGGUGAUAAAUCACCUUCUUUCCUUUUACACAACUUACCAGAAGCUAAUAAUGAAGGGAUAAUAAAUGGUGGUUAUGUUAACAAAAAUUAUAUGAAUAAGUUAAAGGAAAAGGCUAUAAGUCAGAAAUGGUUUAUUAUGCUUGGAACCUCUGGAGGUGGAAAGACUCAUAAUUUAUUUGAAUUGCUAUGUCAAGUGUAUGGUAUCUAUUUUACAAUGCUUGCAGGUCAUGACAACCCUGGAUCCAAAGACUUGAAUGUGGCUAUCCAUGAAAUGGGUCAUGAAUUUCAGAAAGAUGAUCCAAGGGCAAAUACUGAUAUGGCUCUUAAGUAUAUUCAUUGUGCAUUGGCAGCUCAUUUGUUUAUUUUGUCAAAACUUCUUAAAAAAGCUAAAGCUCAAGGAGAGUUUUUAGAGCCAAGAAAGUGGUUGUUAUUACAGAUUUUACCCUCUAAUAUUGACAUAGGACAUGAUGAUUUUUGGGUAGAGCUUUCAAAAGUAUUUCAAGAUUAUACAAAUAAUGAAAUUGAAAAUUUUAUAAAAAAUAAACUUCAAAAAAUAGAAAAAUUAACUAACAGCAUUAAUAAUCAAAAACGAAUGCCAGUUAUAUUUGAUGAAACUCAAAAUGCUAUUGAAGUAUACAAAGAUAAGUUUCAUUCAUCAGAUCAUAACACUAGAAGACCAUUGUAUACAAUUUUACUUCGUUCAAUUGAAUGGCUUUAUAUGAAUAAUGUUAGUGUCAUCAUGUCUGGGACAGGAUUAAAAGUGGAAGCCAUUGAGAAGAGUUCAGGUAGCUUUGUUGCUAAAUCAGGUGGACUUCUCAUUACUGAUGAUUUUUUUGGUGUUAUUGGUGGAUUUAAGAAUAUAAAUGAAAUGCAUGGCUUUAUCCAAAAUUUCUUACCCUUAUCAAAAGAACAAUUGGAAAAAAUUUUUAUCAUUAUACAAGGCCGAUAUCAUUUUACUAUUAAGUUUCUGGAAGUUAUAUUCAAAAAUGAAGAACAUUGCACAAUUGAUGAUGGAAUAGAAAGAUGGUUACACUUAACAAAACAAUAUAUUAUAACAUCUUUAGAAAAAACAAUUGAAAAAUUAAGUCAUAAUAUAGAUAUAUGGGAAACUGUAAAUAAUAUGGUGAUUAGCUAUUAUUACUAUGGUCAUCCUGUUAUUUUAAAAAAGGAUUCAUUGAAGAUCAUUGAAGUUGGAUUUGGAGAGUUAGAAAGCAUUCAACUGGAUACAGAGCAAGAAGGAAUAACAGCAUUUGUACAACUAUCAGAUCCACUAUGUGUUAUGGCAUUCAUUAAAUAUAUGGAAUCAAAAGAUGAAUAUUAUAAUCCAUUGUUAAAAGAAAUGUGUCAUAAUUUCCAAUUUCCAUCACACUGUGGUCAACUUUUUGAAAUAUUUUUAAUAACACCACUUACACGAAUGUUCAAUGAAAGCAUUUUAUCAAAUAAUAAUAUUGUUAAAAAGGACAUUGGCAUUGAUCAAUGUCCAGAAAUUUUUUCCUAUCCUAUAACAAUUGUUAGACCAGACCAUAAAAUAAUUAUUUGUGAACAAAGUGAUGAAAAUUUUGGUCUGGAUCAAUUUCUUGAAUCUCCAAAUUCCACAUUCUUUGUUCCAGAAGACACAGCUGGUCCAGAUUUGGUUUUUAUAGUUCAAUUUAAAGGUCCUGAUGAAAAUUAUAUAGAUGUACCAGUUUUUGUUCAAGCAAAACUAUCAGUGAAUAUAAAACCAGUAAAAGCAAUUAGAACAACAGAUUCUAGUGCAUUUUAUGCAUACCAAAAGAAAGAAAAUGAAUUAGGUGAUGAUGAACCAAAUUUCACAAAUGAGCCACUUGUAAACCAAGAAAAAAGAAAGAAAAUUAUUGAAAUUAUUGGUAAAAAGUUUAAGAAAACAAGAAACAAUGGUAUCUUUUGGAUUCGAAUCUUGGUUGCAUAUCCAGCAAAAGUUCAACAAAAAAGCUACUGGAGAAGUAUUGAUAAUAAACGUACAGGUACCCAUAUUUCAGAAUUAAUGAUCACAAUUGAUAAUGAUGAAGCAAAACAUUUUUUCAAGCAAGAAGAAUUGAAUAUCUUGAAUGCUUUAAAGAAACGUAAAGCUGAAUAUAUCACAUUUAAAGAGAAAAUG
Molecule: messenger RNA, 2265 nt
Organism: Entrophospora candida
Lineage: Eukaryota; Fungi; Glomeromycota; Glomeromycetes; Entrophosporales; Entrophosporaceae
Source: the annotation of a GenBank genome assembly